AUGACUUCUGAGAUUCUAUCAGCGAUAAAUAUCCUCACCAGACCGUUUGGCGAGGCCUCUGCUCAGUCCUCGCAGCAGGAGGCCCUCCGGGUCGCUCUAGGGUCCAACAGGGCCCGCCUCCUGCAGCAGCUGCAGAGUGACAGCAGUUUCGAGGAGGUGAGGAAGCUGAGGGAGGAGGUGAAGCUGGCAGCGGACUGGUUCUGUGAGACGGAAGACGUCACGUGGAGCUUUAUUCAGGAGUGUCUUCUUCUUCUCCUCGCCCUCACAAGAUACUUGGCAGAAGAACUAAAGCGCUUCCAGCAGGCUCCGCCCUCCUCUGCAGGUAAACUUUGCACCCCUGAGAUGGCUCCGCCUUUGCCUCCUGAUGUCCUCAGCGUCUUCCAGCAGAAGACGCUCGGAUCUGCCCUCCAGUUUGUUGUUUCUCUGGGACUCUGCCCCUACCUGGCCCCAGGAGUGGGGGUUCCACUGGGUCGCAGGUCUACGUUUGGUGCCAUGGUGGAAACGCUGGUCCGCAGGGAGGUGUGGCCUCCAGCCGGACGCCGCCUCCUGAUCACAACCAGAGUCCUGUUGCAGCUGGCGGAGCUGUCGUCCGUCGCCACGCUGGUGUUCACGCAACACCUGGGGGAUGUGAUGGCGGCGCUGUGUCAGCUGGGCCACCAGCCGGGCCACCAGCCGGGCCACCAGCCGCUCAGUUCUGACGAGCGUCGGGUCUGCAGAGAGGACCUCAGGAACCUUCUGGGAAACGUCUACCAGCCCAUCGUCAUCAAGGAGCUGCUCAUCCUCCAAGGUGGACCCAAACAGUCCGGUCCAGGUGGUUCCAGCAGCAGAGCGGGUCCAGGAUCAGCUCCGGCCUGGCUCAGGCGUCUGUGCGGUCAGCUGCUGUCUGAGCGUCUGAUGCAGCCCAGCGGCGUCCAGGCGGUCGUCAGAGCCGUCCUGGAGGGAGGAACAGGAGGCGCCUCAGACUGGAGGAAAUGUGACGCUGUGGCGAGGAUCCUGUCGGCCUGCCCCCAACAGUCCGCCUCAGCUGACGAGUACUUUAAACUGGUCUGUCCUCAGGUGCUGGACCUCCUGCACUUCAGAGACAAACUGACAGCCCAGCAGUUCCAGAGAGUGGCCACCAGGACGGCGCUCUCCAUGGUGCAGGAGAGGCCCGGCUUGGCUCGGCAGUACCUGCUCGGCCCGCUGCUGUCCCCUCUGGAGCGAUGCAUCGACACCUCCUCCGCUGCAGGGGGCUCGGAGGUCGUGGUGGAGGAGUCUGAGCUGACCCGUUGUGUGGACGACGUGUUCAAGAUCUGGGUGGUCGGAGCGUCCCCAUCAGAGACUCUCCUCGCCGCGCUCCAAGACGUCCUUCCUGUCGUCUUCACACUUUUCAGUUUCACCAAACACAACGUCUCCCACCUCCGCGCCCCCUGUCAGGAGAUCUUGUUGUGGUUCCUGACUCAUUCCGAGUCGUCUGCAGCUCUGUUGGUCCUGCGGCAGCUCUCAGGUCUGCAGGAGCGAAGGAAGGACGUCGCAGCGGACCUCCAGUUCUCUGCAGGAAGUGAUGGCGGCGUCAGGCUGGUCUGCAGACAGAGCUGCAGGGAUGAGGACGAUCAGCUGUAUGAGAAGCUGUCGGGGGAGCAGUGGAGGCUGGAGUGUCUGACGCAGCUGCUGGCUGAACUCAAGGAGAGCGACCUGCCCGGGGAUUUUUUCCUGGCCCUGCUGAAGGAUCUGACCACGUGGGCGGCCACCGCGGACGAGGAGCUGAGGGACGAAGAGCAGGUGGAUGUGGCAGCCAUGACGCUGCUGGAGGCGGAGCAUCGGCUGCUGGGCGGAGCUGAGAGGCGAGCGCGCAGACUGGCUCUGCUUCAGGUGGUGGCUGUGAUGAUCGAGUGUCUGCAGCACACCCAGCUGCUGAGGAAGACCUCGCAGGUGGUGGACUUCAUGGUGUCCUUGCUCCAGAGAGCCUGUGUCGGUCUGGACGUGUCCUCGGAGCCGGGCGCUGGGAACCCAGUGGAGACCCAGACUCUGAGCCUGGGGAUGGGUCUGAUAGCGACUCUCCUGUCCUCGCCUCAGCUCAGUGCCGAGGAUUACUCCUGCAUGUCCAGGCUGCUGCCUCAUCUGCAGACGCUGUCUCUGCAGCACCCCGACCCGCUCGUCCAGGAGCUCUCCUCCAACCUCAGAGCCGUCAUCGCCACUCACGGCGCUUACCGGCCCGAAGACCUCGCUGUUGCCGGUGCGGAUGCUGGCCAGAGCUCCAAACACAGUGAAACCACGCCGGAGAUGAGGAGUGAAGGAAACACCUCGCAGACCUCUGUCAGAACCAACAGCAGACACGCAGAACCCUCCCAGCAUCCUGGUCCGAAAGGUGACCCUGACUCUUCCAAUAAGCCCUUCUCUGAUUGGCUGUUAGAGGCAUGUGACCCAGAUGUGCCAACCAGAGCGUUCGCCUUGAGGAUCCUGACUCAGAAGGUGCAGCGCAGAGACCUUGAGGCUGUCCAGGCUCAGGAGAAAGUCCUCCUGCUCCUCCUGGAGAACCUGGAGCACGAAGACCCAUUCGUCUACCUGUCAGCCAUCCAAGGUCUGGCUGUUCUGGCUGAGUCCUACCCCGACCGCAUCCUGGAGAGGCUCCUGAGAGAUUUCCAGCUCGGACCCUCGCUCCCUUCGCUCGACAAGGAGCGCUCGCUGGAGACCCGGCUGAAGGUGGGAGAGGUCCUGAUGCGGGCGAGCCGGGCCAUGGGAGAAAUGGCGCCCCACCUGGGCCGUCCUCUGGUCAGCGUCUUCCUGCAGGGAACCAAGGAUCCGGAUCAAAGUGUCCGAGCCAGCAGUCUGUCCAACCUGGGAGAACUCUGUCAGAGACUGGACUACUCUCUGGGGCCGCUGGCUCAGGAGCUGAGCUGCUGUCUGACGGCUCUGAUAAAGACGGAGCAGGAGGCCGAGGUGAGGAGAGCUGCGGUCCACGUCAUCGCGCUGCUGCUCCGAGGCCUCAGCCACAAAACCACACAGGUCCUCAGUGAGGUUCUGUUGGACCUGUACCGGGCCCUGAAGUGGGUGGUCCGCUCCGACCCGGACCAGGUGGCGGUUCUUCAUGCUCAGCUGGCUCUGGAGGAGCUGGACGACAUCAUGAGGAGCUUCAUCUUCCCGGAGCAGAAGCUGGAGAAGAAGAUUGUCGUCUUGCCGUAG
Messenger RNA from Nematolebias whitei (Rio pearlfish), 3162 nucleotides. RefSeq names its product transport and golgi organization 6 homolog (Drosophila) (gene tango6). Gene Ontology annotation, molecular function: protein binding. The record is from RefSeq and is a predicted model, not a curated record. The transcript has 18 exons. Lineage: Eukaryota; Metazoa; Chordata; Actinopteri; Cyprinodontiformes; Rivulidae. Bases 1 to 3162 code for a protein of 1053 amino acids. Gene Ontology annotation, biological process: protein secretion.